Messenger RNA from Auxenochlorella protothecoides, 243 nucleotides. RefSeq lists its product as hypothetical. NCBI's taxonomy places the organism in Eukaryota, Viridiplantae, Chlorophyta, Trebouxiophyceae, Chlorellales, Chlorellaceae. The record is from RefSeq and is a predicted model, not a curated record. The transcript has a single exon. The coding region runs from base 1 to 243 and encodes 80 amino acids.
AUGGGAUGGGGUGACAAGCGCGCUCCUGCAAUUGCAGGAUUUCUGCCGACGACCCACAGCGUCCUCGGCCAUGGGCAGGAGAGCUCAGAAUGGGGUCCCUACCUCAGCAACCCCCAUGUGCAACACCCCUGUCAAACUCUCAGGCGUGCCCCACCCCAGCUCCCGCACCUGUCUGCUGGGCUCUCAACUUGGCCCGCACUCCUGCCAGCCACUCGUACAGGGUGUACUGCAGCGUGGGGUUGA